AUGUCUUCAUUAAUACUUCGAUUUAGAUCGAAGGAAGGAAUGCAUAGAAUUAAUACUACUCAAUCAUCAAAUUUUCAAUCAAUAGUUAACGAUUUAUUACCAAAAUUAUCAAAUCAAAAUUUAGAAGAAAUUAUACUUUCAAAUAAUCCAAAUUCAAAUAAUGAAUCAAAUUCUAUAAAAUUAUCAUCAAUUUUAGACAAAACUGUUAGUGAAUUAAAUCUAAAGAAUGGUGAUUUAUUAUAUAUUACAUAUUUAAAUAAUAAUGAACCAACUCAUUCAAAACAAUUAGAUUCAAUACCUAUAAAUUCAACAACUACUUCAACUACAAAUAUAUCAACAAGUCAUGGACCAUUAACUCAAAUUAAACAAUUACCAGUAGAUGAUGAACUAGAUAAAUUAGAUGGAAUGAUUCAAAGACCAAUAUCAUCAAUGUGUAGACAUGGACCAAAAGGAAUGUGUGAAUAUUGUUCACCAUUAUCACCAUGGGAUGAAAAUUAUAGAAAAGAAAAUUCAAUAAAACAUAUAUCAUAUCAUUCAUAUUUAAAUCAACAAAUGACAAAAUUUAAUAAAAAAGAAUUAAAUAGUUCAUAUAUUGCACCUUUGGAAAAUCCAAAUUACAAGAUUGAUUUAAAUUGUAAUGAAGGUCAUAAACCUUAUCCAAAGGGUAUAUGUUCAAAAUGUCAACCAUCACCAAUAACAUUACAAUUACAAAAAUUUAGAAUGGUUGAUCAUUUAGAAUAUUCUUCACAUACAAUAUUAAAUGAAUUUAUAAAUACUUGGAGAAAUUCAGGUUAUCAAAGAUUUGGUUAUUUAUAUGGAAGAUAUGAAAAAUUUGAUAAAGUUCCAAUGGGUAUAAAAGCAGUAGUUGAAGCAAUAAUUGAACCACCACAAAAUGAUGAAAUUGAUGGAUUAACUUUAUUGAAUAAUUCAAAUUGGGAAAAUGAUGAAAAAUUAAUUGAUUCUAUUGCUUCACAAUUAGGAAUUUAUAAAGUUGGUAUUGUUUUCACUGAUUUAACUGAUUCAGGAAUGGGUAAUGGAACAGUAUUAUGUAAAAGACAUAAAGAUUCUUAUUUUUUAACAAAUUUAGAAAUUAUAAUGAGUGGGAAAUUUCAAAUUUCCAACCCCAAUAAAACAAAAUAUAGUUCAAAUGGUGAAUUUUCUUCAAAAUUUAUAACAUGUGUUAUAUCUGGAGGUAUAAAUGGAGAAAUAGAACCAAGAUCAUAUCAAGUAAGUAAUAAUGGUGAAUCAUUAAUUAAAGCAGAUUUAAUAACUGGUUCAACUCAACCUUCACAAAUUUUUGUAAAUAAUUCAAAUGAUACACGUUAUGUUCCAGAUAUAUCAUUUAGUAAAAUUAAUGAAUAUGGAUUAGAAAUUAAAACAAAUGCAAAACCAACAUUUCCUGGUGAAUUUUUAUUAGUUUCAUUAACUGAUUCAUUUCCAUUAGAACCAAAUCCAAUGUUUAAUUCUAAAUCAUAUAUAAUUGAAAAUAGAGAAUUUUUAGGUGAUAUAAAUAAAGAUUUUCAAAAUUUAUCAACAUUAUAUAAAUAUUUAAAAAAUCAAGCGUCUGAUAUUUUUGAUUUUCAUUUUUUAAUUUAUAUUAUUAAAUUAAGGAUUCUUAAUGAUGAUGAAGCAAGAUUAUUAAUUGAUUAUAUAAAAACAAGAGAUAUUUCAAAAUAUAAUGAAUUAAUUAAUACUGGUGGUUGGUUAAGUUUAAUUACAAUUUUAGAACAAAGUUCGUAA
Molecule: messenger RNA, 1740 nt
Organism: Lodderomyces pseudojiufengensis
Lineage: Eukaryota; Fungi; Ascomycota; Pichiomycetes; Serinales; Debaryomycetaceae
Gene: NPL4
Product: Npl4p
Exons: 1
Coding region: 1-1740 (579 amino acids)
Biological process (GO): ubiquitin-dependent protein catabolic process
Cellular component (GO): nucleus
Molecular function (GO): ubiquitin protein ligase binding; ubiquitin binding
Source: RefSeq, a predicted model, not a curated record